Molecule: messenger RNA, 2976 nt
Organism: Sitodiplosis mosellana (orange wheat blossom midge)
Lineage: Eukaryota; Metazoa; Arthropoda; Insecta; Diptera; Cecidomyiidae
Product: akirin
Exons: 5
Coding region: 727-1287 (186 amino acids)
Biological process (GO): positive regulation of transcription by RNA polymerase II; positive regulation of innate immune response
Cellular component (GO): chromatin; nucleus
Molecular function (GO): transcription coregulator activity
Source: RefSeq, a predicted model, not a curated record
UUUUCCUUGGAUAAUCAUAAUUUUCUUCGAUUUGUUUCUGUACUUGUUUUUCCAACAUCAUUUAUUUUCUUCGAAGCAUGUUUUGUUUCGAUAUUGGAUUUUGAAAAUGGAUAUAAUCAAUAACCGAAUGUCCACGCUGAAAAUAAUUCCCUUCUCGAAAUUUAUUGAAAGAAUGUGAUUCGUUGUCUGCACCCUAACAAAAUUCAAAUUGACGAACACAAAAAAAGCGCAAAAAGUUCAACAAUUUCAAAAGUUCACAUUGCGAUCAUUUAAUCUUUUUCAGAAUAAUUGAAAAAAUACUUUAAAACAUUUCAAACGUAUAAAAUUUACGUUAAAUCCGCUGCGAGCUCGUUGUUCGUGUGAUUACGAAUUACGUUUGAGUGGUGGUGUGCAUCGGGCAGCACUUAUGUUGUUCGUAAUAUUUUCCUGUAUACCCAUUCCGUACCAUCAUUCAAUAUGCUAAAGAAAGUGUUUCUAGACGGCCAUUUUGAUAGAAAAAUUUCUUUCUAAAACAAAAAGCUUAAAACUGUUCAUAAAAUCGCGAAAAAAAUCCAAAAAUCCACCCAAAUCAGGUUAACAUCACAGAAACGUUCGACGGGAUUAUUACGAAUUGAGUCCAGAGAGAGACAGAGACAGACGUUGAACGUUCAGUUUUCAGCAAGACAGAAAUUUAUUAUAGAUUUGCUUUUGGUUUAAGAAAGAACUCAGGAUUGAAAUCAGUUCAAAAUGGCGUGUGCAACAUUGAAGAGAAGUCUGGAUUGGGAGUCGCUGAAUCAACGUCCCACAAAACGUCGUCGUUGCAAUCCAUUUACCACCACUAGUGGAACGCCACAAAAUUCAAAUGCUCAAGCUGCUAGUGCAAAAGUGACAGAACCAACACAAUCAGCGUUUGCCGACGCAACACUCUCGAAGUUAACACCAGAAAAAAUGGCGCAAAACAUCCGCGAGGAAAUCACACGUUUGCAUCGGCGAAAACAAUUGAACUUCACGUAUCACAAUGUUGAGAGAAUGCAAGACUCCGAAUCAAGUGGUUCUGAAAUGGGACCGGACAGUCCACGUCGCCCAGAUACACCACCAAAUCUGCGAAACCCGGAAAAAGGUCUUUUCACGUUCAAACAGGUACAAAUGAUAUGCGAAAGCAUGCUGAAGGAACGAGAGGACUCGUUGCGUGAACAAUACGAUGCUGUUCUAACCACAAAAUUAGCCGAGCAAUACGAUGCAUUUGUGAAAUUCACAUAUGACCAGAUACAAAGACGUUUUGAGGCAGCUCCCAGCUAUCUGUCUUAAUGCGUAAUUCAUCAACUCAUCGAAAAUCACAGUUCUUUUUUUUUUCUUCGAGUGUGUGAAUGUGUGCUAUCGAAACGCGUCAUAAAUAUGAAACAUUUUGCUUAAAAAUCGUCAGAAAAAGUAAAAAAAAAAGUUCGACAAAAACUAAAUCAUAAUUUCGAGUAAUGAAAAGACAAAUAACAUUUGGAAAUUGACAGCUUCAGAUCGACACAAAGAGAGAAAGAGAAAGAUACACAUAGAGAUUAAACAUCAAAUUUAAGGAGAACAUUAAAUUGAAAUGUGUUUUACGAUUUAAAUGAAUCGAUUCUAUGUACUUUACGCAAAACCAAGCCCAUUUCUCAUUCUCUCUCUCCCUUUGUGUCCUGAAACUGAACACUACAUUUUGAAUUGCAACAACAACAAAAAAAGAGAAAAAAAAAUAACAAUACGCAAAACAAACACACUCGCCAAUGUGUGCCAGCAUAACUGCAAAUGCGAUCUCCACUGGACCAAGUGGAACGCAUCAAAAGGAUUAAAAAUAUAAAUUAAUAAGAAUUUGCAAACCAAAUUAUUAUUAAUACAUAUUAUGCAAAAAAAAAACAAAAUAGUGAUUAAGAUAAAACGCGCAUAAACUAAAUAUUGUUUUAUAUUUUAAACACAUAAUUAUACAACCAUUUCGAUAAUGUCAAAGAAAGAAGAUUUAGAGGAGCUAAAGAGUAACGAAAAGAAAAAUGCCAGGAGCAAAUCGAACUUUAAGAUUAUGCAAAAUUAAACUACUACAUUAAUUCAGCAUUUCAGUAAAUAUAAAACAGAACGAGAGUAAUUUGCGAAUACUAUGAAAUAAACAAAUAAAAAAAAACACAAAGAUAAAAGCAACGCGUACGGAAAUCAAAUUCUAUCUAAACGAAUGAAAGAAGAAAAAAAAUCAUUAUUAUCGCGUAUGACAAAAGAACAAGAGAAACUCGAAUACUGAACGUUGAACAGCGAAUUGAGUUUUUUUAUACACUUUUCUUCUUCGGUUUUAAAUAAUAUAGUAUUCUCGAUAUAUGAUUACACAUUUUUUUCGCGAUUUUUGAAUACUUUAAGGAAAACAUUCAAGCAAUCAUUUACAUUUUCUUUUCGUUCUGGACGCGACGUUGUUAUUUGAAAAGAAAUUUGAAUUUUGGUUUAGUUUUUUUUUUCUUCUUCAUUAUGUUUUCAAAUUUUCGGGUAAAAAAAAUCUUUUUGUUAUUACAUUAAAAUUAAGGAUGAUUUAAAAAAAAAAGUGGAAUACGCCUAGAAAAAGUUUCUUUUGCAAAGAAUCAAUUUUGAAUCGAAAUAAUGAGAAACUCACACACACACAAACAAACAAACAAAACAACAAGCAAAAACCAACAUAACUUUCAUACAAUUCUCCGAUUACUUUUUUUUUGUUCUCCGUAGCUCAUCAUUUUCAAAUCAUAAUCGCAUACGUUUUAGUUGACCGCUUCUCGUAGCGAGGAUCAAGUAUAGCAACACACGGAAUAUUUGUAACAAAAACGAUUUCAAAUUAUGUAUAAAAAAAAAACACACACAAGCGAAAUGAUGAGAUGUACUAAAAUUAUUGUACGAAAAUCCUUGAAACAACACGAUCGAACACAUUGUCAGAAAUGUAAAAAAGUGAAAAACGUUGCGUUGUACAUAAUGAAAUCAUUAUGGAAACAGAAAAUAAAGUUAGAAUUCCAAUAAAAA